Hippocampus comes (tiger tail seahorse) is the source of this 1409-nucleotide messenger RNA. Its product is annotated as bcl-2-related ovarian killer protein-like. Gene Ontology annotation, molecular function: BH domain binding. Gene Ontology annotation, cellular component: mitochondrial outer membrane. NCBI's taxonomy places the organism in Eukaryota, Metazoa, Chordata, Actinopteri, Syngnathiformes, Syngnathidae. The coding region runs from base 308 to 949 and encodes 213 amino acids. The record is from RefSeq and is a predicted model, not a curated record. Gene Ontology annotation, biological process: release of cytochrome c from mitochondria; intrinsic apoptotic signaling pathway in response to DNA damage; extrinsic apoptotic signaling pathway in absence of ligand. The transcript is spliced from 5 exons.
ACGACGUCAAUUUGAGGCGUCCCCUUUUUCUUUCCCCUUUUCUUCUUAUUUGGAGCCGGAAGCGCUCUCGCUUCUAUGAGGAACGUGCGACAAAAGAGCAGCAAAACAGUGGCAGCAACAAUAGCAGGAACAACACCGCUCUUGUUGUGUCGCCGUUGUUGUUUAUUAAGGGCUUUCCCCACUUCCACUUUCGCAAAUUGGGACAAUUUUGGAAGCCCAAAAUCUGAUUUGAGUGGACUUGGACGAGGACAAGUUAUGUGCACGCUGAUUUGACAUCGGUUCUCAAAAGAGUCGCCGGAAGGAGGUAAUGGAGGUUCUUCGCAAGUCGACGGCGUUCGCCGCCGAGGUCCUGGAGGUGUUCGACCGAUCCCUGAGCGACAAGCAGCUGGUGACGCAGGCCAAGGCCUUAUGCCGGGACUUCAUCCUGUCCCGACUCAACCAGAAUGGGCUGACGUGGUCCAAAGGCGAGCUCAACUUGUCACCUUGCGGCACCGCCCUGGCCGAGGUCUCCUUUGUGCUCCUCUGCCUCGGUGACGAGCUGGAGCGCAUCCUUCCCAGCCUGUACAGGAACGUGGCCCGCCAACUCAACAUUUCCGUUGCCAUGGAGACCAUGGUUUCUGACGCCUUCAUCGGCGUCGCCACUGAGAUCUUCUCCACAGGCAUCACAUGGGGCAAAGUGGUAUCCAUGUACGCGGUGGCCGGCGCCUUGGCUGUGGACUGCGUGAAGCAAGGACAUGCCAGCAUGGUUCACGUCAUCGUGGACAGUCUGGGCCAGUUCGUCCGCAAGUAUCUGGCACAGUGGCUCAAGAGACGCGGAGGAUGGCUGGAACUGACCAACUGCGUGGUGAAAAAGGACCUCUUCCCCGAACACCGCUGGCUGUCCUCCGCCCUGGAUUCCCUGCGAUACUUCCUCACGUCCAUGUACGUUUACAUCAUGAAGGAAGGGUGACCACCUGCCGGAAUCCUCGAUCCCACCGUACGACACAAAAAGACACUCUCGGGGACCCGUUAUAAUUCUUGUGUCGAGCCUGCUGGGCUGAGCUCGGACUGCUGCUGGGUGGCCAUGGAUGAAUGUUUGCUCAGCGUGGUUCUCUUUUGUCACCAGGGAUUGGGCUUUAUCCAGAGUCUAGUCGCAAGAUGGUGCAGGUGAGAUGGGAUGGGGGCGGGGAGGGGGGCUGAGGGGGACAAUUGCAAUAUUACAACUCCCCGCUUCGGUCAAUGCAAACAGUUUGGGUCCUUUUUGAUCAAAAGUGCGGAUUUCACAUUCACUACCAACGCUGGGUUGCUUAUUUUCGGAGGACUUCACACAGGCACACGCGUUCAUGGUGUUUUCCUUGACUUUUAAACAUGUACAUAGAUUAUUUAUGAUUUUAUUUUCGUAACAAUGAAAGCCAUUGCAGUAUAAAGUA